AUGACGACGACCAAGCCAGCCGACUAUGGUAACCAAGGUGAUAAGGACAAACAUAAGCUACAGCCGAAGAAGAGUGAGGAUGAAAAACCCGACGAACGCGACGGAGAAUACAAAGUCGAUGUGCAGAACCCGCAGCAGGAUAUCGAAGCCAUUGACGACACAAAAACUGCCGCGAAGGAGGCGGAAUCUGCUCGCAACAAUUGGCUGGAGCUCCGCGCUCGCGUCGAGAGAGUUGACCCACGGGUGUUCGCAUUCGAAAAGGAUCCGAAGUAUUUGCAGCAGUGUGAAGAAGCCAAGCAGCGUCGCGCGUUGGCGGCGGCGACAUCCGUCAGUCCAGGCUGGCACUGA
Phytophthora nicotianae INRA-310 is the source of this 348-nucleotide messenger RNA. RefSeq lists its product as hypothetical. Lineage: Eukaryota; Oomycota; Peronosporomycetes; Peronosporales; Peronosporaceae. The transcript has a single exon. The record is from RefSeq and is a predicted model, not a curated record. Bases 1 to 348 code for a protein of 115 amino acids.